This is a messenger RNA of Pocillopora meandrina, 26240 nucleotides long. The record is from the annotation of a GenBank genome assembly. NCBI's taxonomy places the organism in Eukaryota, Metazoa, Cnidaria, Anthozoa, Scleractinia, Pocilloporidae.
CUUUCGCCGAAGAGCAGCCAUGUUGGAUUGAAAUAGUUUUCAUCCCCUCUAAUCUGUGUGCCUGAAACAUCAUCAAGAACCAAGAAGAUAAGAAGAAGACCUAAGACUAUCUAAGAAUACGCUGUUGCUAUUUGGUUUGUGUUUGUGAACUUUUUUCAAAGUCAUAGUCCAAAGCAAAAGAAGACCUUCGUGAGAAGCUUGACUUGUCGCUAGCGUAAGAACGCUUACGCCACUAUGCAGAAGGGGAAAACUGCAACUUCCCCGCCUGCCAUGGUUAUUCCUAGAGGACCAUCACAACAGUAUCCUUGUCAUUUUAUCCGUACGGUGAAUGUGAUGUUUGUGAACACUCAUCGAGAGUAAUCCAGAUUUGAUCUCUGUUCCUCGUAGUGUAAGCCUUUGUUAUGUCGUGUCAAAUUUUCCAAACCAAGUUUUUGUUGUUAUCCUUCAUUCCUUGAUCACAGAAAUGCCCGAGGCCCGCCUUCGUCACAGCAAAGUAGGUCUUGAUUCUUUGAAAUUUCCAAGUGUAAUCUGUAGAUCGUUGAAAGGGAUAAUCAGGACUGGGUGAAAUUGCUGACGUUUGUACGAAAGAGGAAGGAUUUCCGUUAAUUUCAACGCAAUUGAUAUUUUUAUUCAUUUCUUUAGGAACUGAGGAUUUCAAUCAAAGACCACCACAGACUUUCCCGGUAUAUAAUUUUUAUAUUUUGUGAUUCAUGCCAUAUUUUCGUCGACGAUCCCACCGAUGCUGGUGUUUUGUUGUCUCAUGGAAUUUUGUGACUUUCUUGUAGCACAACAGUUCUUCCCUAGCGGUCAUGAAUGAAUUUCUGUGUACAGGUGUUUUGUUUCGUUUCUAAGGGACUGUGUACUUUGUUAAAAAGUGCUUAGUCACCUAAGAUCUAAGCUUUUAUAGUGGUUGGUCAUAGUACUGUCCUGUUUGGUUAUUAUUUUAGGAAAGAAUCUUUUGUAUUUUACUUCCGUCAAGAGGUACGAAUUUUGAAUCGAAAGAUCAUUGGCAAUAUUUGUACAUAAUUUACAGAAGGAGGGGAAAUUUCCCCAGUCGGGGAUUUCAAAGAAGUGAAUAUAUUUGUAAUCCUUGAGUUUUGUUAUUUCUUGUGUACUCUUUUCAAUUUGUUGAAAUAUUUUAUAAUCGAAAUGGUUCGCUCUUGCGGCGUUGAUAGACUGAAAUUUCUACGGGUCCUAGACAUUCUUAAUUUUCGAGCAAACAUUGUUAUCACUUCUGUUCGAUUGUGUGUGACAAACACAGUCCCUUUUUCCCGUUUUAAAACUGUUUUUGUGUGUCAUUCGGUAAUCUUCGGUUUUCGUUCACGUGUUAUUUGAUUAAGCUAGGAUUUUGUCGAUCAGUAGCCUGGCUGGUUCGAGACGGGGGUGGGGCGAGAAACCGGUGGCAGAAUAGAUUAAAUAUAAGUAGAAUUUCUGUUCAGGAAGGGAAGAACUUGCCGGAAACUGAAACUUCAACACAUUUUGAAAUCCCCAUCAUGGACAUUCCUUUAAAAAUAGUUUGAUUUUAAAAUGUUGCGUUAUUUUAAUCUGGUACUGCUUGUUGUACAGAAAUUGUGAAAGGACUAAACAAAGCCGAAAAUAAUUUAGCAUAUAACCUCAAACAAAAGGUAACCUGAAGUGGAUUACUCAACAUAAUUUCAAAGUUGGUAGCAUUUUGUUGUACAAUGUUUAUAAGACGGGGAAAUAAUAUUAAGUGUCUCUCUUUGAGUUCUAUCCACCACAACUUUGAACCUGGUCUGAAAGACUUAAACUUUUGCUAAAUGUUUGUGUUUUCACCACAAAUUGCCUGCUUUAAUUAUUAUUUCAGAUAAAAUAUGUUGGCCAGUAAAUGUUUUUCCUUUGUCUCUAAACUCUUAUGCAGAAGGCAAUUUUUUUUUGGUUUGGAAAUGAGUGUGAAUGCUUAAGUUUGAAAGGUUUCCUUUUUAGUUUUGAAAAAGCUUAGUGACAAGUAUUAUUGUACACAACACAUCAUUCUUAUUUUUAGAUAACCUACUUCCUGUACUCAAUAACUUGAAACAUAGAGUCUGGAUUGUUGGGUCUUCUCUUUGCUGAAUUUCAAUUUCAGUUGUGAAUGUGACAAAACUGUCAUUUGCCCAUUCUUGACCUAUUUUUUCGAACAAAGCAAAUUGCAACUAUUGUGCUAUUAAUUAAAAGUGGUAUUUCUUCUAAACCAGUAACUUUGGUUAGACCUGGGUGAUUUCAUGGCUGGCAUCUUCAGUUUAAAAAUAUUUCUUUGCUUGUGAAUUGUUGGUUCCUCCAUGUUACUUUCUCUUAUGGCUCCUGUCUUGCUUUUUUUUAUAUCAACUAUGUUUGUUCUGCUUAUUGCUAGAGCAAUCAGUGCCUGUCCAUAGUAGCCUUUUUCUUUAAUGAGCUUAGACUUGUGAAACUUCUGUUUGUACAGGCAGGUGACAAAGAUUGUCAGCUUCACAGCUUUUCACAAGGCAAGCCAAGACUUGCAUGUACUAGGCUGGAAAACUUAUUUUAACUAACUUGAAAUUUUCCAUGUGGUAUUUUAGACAUGGUUAUUUGCAAGAUUUGUCAAUCUUGAUGGAUCUAAAUCUAGCACAUGACAUCAGCAUUUUCUUGCCUUGAGGGUUAAUCAAAUUUUUAAGUGUAAUAGAUCCCAGGUUAAUUUUAGAAGUCAGUUUGAAUUUAGACCAAAAGAAACUCUACAAUUGGGCAUUCUAUUUGUCUCAUAGUUCGUUUGUGGCAGUUUGUAUUGAAUAUGAAUAAAGAGCCUGUCUCUACAGAGAUGCCAUUCUUUAAAAGGUUUCUUUCCAAAAUAGGGAAGGUGAUAAAUGUCCCUUUUAGUUCUUGAUUUUCAUGAUUACUUGGACUCUGAUAAAGAUUUCAUUUUUUUUGUGUGAGCAGUGUGAUAGAAACAGUAAGUUACUGAACUGCUGGGAAACAGCUUUGUGUUGUAGUUCAAUUUUCUUUUUGGCUAAGUUUUUGACCCUCUCAUUGUCAAAUUCAUUAUCAUACUCUACCAUAUGAUCCACAAAAUUAAUGUGAAGUCAUUUUUUAAACAACUACUGUUUGUGACCCAAAAUGGAUGAAAAAAUGUCUGUCUAUUUUUGUUCCGGCAAGUUUAGGAAGGGCCACCUUGAACAGAUCUUUAAUUAUGACAUUGCAUCCAUGGAAAUGAUCAACAAGGAACAAAAUUUAUUGCAAGUCAAGUCAGAGUUCAGAGUGAAGGGAAUCUCUUGUCAUUUGAAUUUUUCUCUGUGCACAUGUUAAAAAAAACAGAUGAAAAUUCAAUGCUUUUUUUCCAUAUCAGUUGUGAAAUUUUAUAUUGUAUUACCAAGGUUAGGGCUUGAAAUUAGUUUUUUUUUUCUGAUAGUUACUUGGCUCCUAAAUUCUUCAAAGUGGUAGCCAAUAGAAAAAAAGUUGGUUGCUAUUUUCAAAGACAAACAAAACCUUUUUUUUUAUGCUGUCAAUGUUCUAGAUGGACCCUCCAAAAUUAAGUUAGGAUAAAGAUCUCUAAUGUGCUACAAAGUGAACACUAGGAUGGAUGAUAUACAAUGUUCAAACUCACCUAAAUCCAAGAUGGUGUCUAGUUAUCAAUUGAGAUGCAUGUGCUGUGUUUUGGAAACAAACUUAAUGAGGAAGUUCGCUGCGGAUUUAUCUUUGCAAAUCUUUUUAAUUCACUAUAUCUCUAGGUAAGGUUAUGAUGAAACAUUCUAGUCACCAAUUUGGUGACUAAUUUUCAGGAUUUGGUUGCAAAAGUGGAAAAUUUAGUCGCAUUGGCCCCUGUAUUAGUGCAAUUUCACACCUUGAAGGGGUACUUCUUUGAUUUUACAAAAUUAAAUCCUUAGAACUUGUCAAUUAAGAUAUUUAUAAACCCCAGAUAUAUCAGGGAUUCUUGAGAAGCUAUGUGUUGGUCCCCUCUGCUGUUAUGGGCAGGUCUUCACCACACUUUAUUUAAUUUAAUUUGUCAUUUUUUUUUCUCAAACAUAGAUGGGAGGGCAAAUGCAGCCAAAUGUUGUCAUGGGACCACUACCCAACCAACUGCAAGGACCGCCGGGCCAGCAGUCUCGCAUGCCAAAUCAACCAUUCUUUCCCCAUCAGAGGCCUAUGAGAAUGCCAAGACAUCAGACCCCAAAUAAUCCCCCUCUGUACCCCUCACCCCCUUCAGGGCAAUUUGUACAAUUUGUUAAUCCACAAGGAGCUCCUCAAGCCUUCAUACCACCAGGACAAGGUCAUCCGCAAUAUCAUGUAAGUGUGAACUGCUUUGAUUUUAUGUUUUGGCAUCCAUUGGCAUUGUUCAGGAUGAAAUUGGACUAGUACAGUGUAUUUGUAAUAGAGAGUGGCUUGGGCUGGUUUCUGUGUGUGGGGAAAACUCAAGAUGAUUAGCAAUUUUUACCAUUUCCCAACCCUCCCAGAUUUUGCCAAUAUUGGGAGAUUGGCUGAUGUUUGUCGUUAUAGGUUGCUGACACUGUUAUGUUUGUGUUCUGGUGCUAAGCAAUAAAAGGAUUGGUAGGAAGCUAAAAUUAUCAUUUAUGUCCCUAGCAUUGAAAAGAGGUGUUUUUAUAUUUCUUCAAUGAUCCCAGAUCAUUGCAUAGAUUGUGGACUUGUCACGAAAAUAGUAACACUCCCAAUUUUACUGAUUUUUGGCUGACCAUCCUAGGCAAGUGGGUGUGUCUGCUAUUUUGAAUUUUCACACCUUGCAAAAAUCUGCAACCAUUGGGAAACAGUGAAGUUCCUGACCAUUUGGUUUUUUAUUGACAUAUGGAAACCAGCCUUUAGAGUUGAGAGAAUGCCUGUCACAAGCCCUACCAUUUCAUGGUUGGGAGUGUUUCUGUGGUACUCUGUAGUUACCAUGGCCUCAAAAUACAGAACCAAAAAUUUUCUAAAUGUGUAGUUCCAGAAAAUAUCCAUACCCUCACCAUGAAGGGAAUUGGAAAUUCCAGAGGGGUAGGGGGGUCAAAGUCCCAGGAAAUUCCAGAGGGGAUGGGGGGUAAGAGGCGAAAUUUUCGUCUAGAGGGUAGGAAGUCGAUCGACUUUCUUUGUAUGUCAAUUGGUGCCACUUACCUACUUUAGUGGGACGUUCUGAAGUUUAAGUUGUUAAAUUACGAUGCUUCUAACAGUUCUGCAGCCAAAGAAAGUUUUCUUUUUUCAUAAAUAACAUCAAAUAAAGAAGAGAAUCACUUUGUUUUUCGAACGGAGCUGCCAUUACUCGUUACCAGUCUCCAAAGAUUACAACCAACAGGAGUGGUUACCUAGGGAUUUUCCUCGGUCAUAACACGUUUCGCAUUCGUAAAAGUUACAAAUAACUGUCUGAUGCUGUUUUUUCAAAAUUUAAGUUAAAUCUCACAGACCGAUCCUGCAGUCUCGUUUUUUGAGCGGUUCAAAAGACUCAAAACGUCUCACAGUCUGGAAUUGUUUGCAAAGCCAUUUUGGGGUCUUAACAUUGGUCUCGCAAUUAAAACACUCAAAAAGUUUCGGUCUUGCAAAAAAAAAAAAAAAAAAAAAAAAAAAAAAAAAAAAAAAAAAAAAAAAAAACGCUGGUCCCACUGUCUUGCAAAGUUUCGCAUAAAUUAACCAUUUGCUACCCCUUAAUGACUCCAGCCAUCUCUUAAUUUUGAUCUGCACUGAGCUUAUUUCUGUUGCAUCAUAAUGUGUAGGAGAUUUGACGAUUUCUUUAUGGCUUACUUGCUUGCGAUGUUACAAUGAAUGAUAAGUACAGGCGUACCGUAGUUGAAAACAGUUGAUAGUAACAUUGAGAAACACUAGGAUCCAGGGCUUUGUAUAUAUGCGCGUGGGACUGGUAACUAGCCAAGGUUUGUUUAUGCACAAUCGGACGAAAUUAUCGACCUGCUGUUAACAAGAAUCAAUGCUUGUGUGAAGAAAUUUUACAUUAGAGGCUGGAAUUUGGAAAGAUGAGUUCCAAAUAACUUACUGCUGACUCGGUUUUCUCUUUUGCUCUCUUAUUUAUGACACAAUUUUGUACAAAUUUACAUUGCUUAAUGUGAUUUCGAACGUUUCCAUUUCAAGUGCAUGCAAUUUUUUCAGUACAUUGUACAAACUUAACAGUUCAAAAGUGUUUUGUUGCGACUUGUAUGGUUUUUUUCUCCUUUCGUGUACUGAAAAUACUGUGUUAAAUGGUUAAGGAUAAGUAUUGUAUUUAAAAAUAAAGCAAACGUUAAGUUUAAGCUAGUUAGCGACGUUUACCUUGUGUGUGUACGCCAUCUCUCGACAAAAUCACACGUCCCUCUUGUUUGUUGUUUGCUAUGAAAAAAAAUAUAUUUCCAGGGGGUAUAGGGGGUGGUAGAAAAUUCUUUGGAAAUUCCAGAGGGGUGGGGGGGCUACCACUGCUACCCCAAAAUGGAAAAUCCAAAGAGGUGGGGGGUCCUAUAUGAAAUUCCCUCCGUGGUGGGGGUAUGGAUAUUUUCUAGAACUACACAAUUGAUUUUUUAAAUUAUUUUUUUCAAUCAAUUUUUAAAAUUAUUUUACUAAUUAAAACUAAACACCUGUAUUUAUUAGCCAUAGUUAGCAGCUAUAUGGGGGCCAGUGACCCUAGAAGCUUGGCUGGACAUACAAACAGGAACAGGCAAAGUUGUAAAAAAUUUGAAAUUUUUUUUGUGGGCAAGGGGAGAAAAAUAUUUGGGAUGCACAGUUUUUAGCUUCAUUUGCCUUAGCAUAUUAUACUGGUAGUUUUCACUGUCAUUUAAUUCAAAUCUAAAAUUAAAACUAUUGAAUGCCUGAUGCCAAAAGAUCCAGCCAUUUUAGAAUAUUGAUAACUGAACAAUUUGCUGAAGUUUCAGACCUCUAGGGUUUUCCAUUGAUGUGUUGAUAGCCAAAAUGCCUUACAUAAAUGUAUAGAGCUCAGUAUGAGAUGCAGUGUUGGUACUCAUUCAGGGGGUACCAACAUGGCAGCCAUGAAGUAACACAAACAUCUGUUGUCUUUUUUUCACAAUUUAAGUGAUUGGUUAUCCACUGUGAACUUGUAAACAUUCAUUUGGCCUUCUGCUUUUGCUAUUUACUGUGUAUAGUUAUACAAGUUAUGGCUUGAAUUCUGCUUGUAGAGUAUUUAUACACUACUGUCUUUUUAUGCGCAGGUUGAUUAUGGGCAAAUUCCUGGUCCACCUCAGAUGCAGUACAGACAUCAGCAACCCAUGCCAGGGCCAUUUCCUUCUGUAUCAGGUCCUUCCCAGGGUCCUGGCCAUUUUGUUUUUACUCCUCAACAAACAGGUUAUCCAGUGGGACAGCCAAGUCAUAUGUAUAUUCUUAGGGCUACUCCACCUCCCAUGAAUACAUUACCGCAGUACAGUCCUAAUCAAAAUUUUGAGCCACGCGCACGGGAGAGGAAAAUAAUUCAAAUAAAAGAUCCAAAUAGUAACAAAGAUGUGACACAGGAAAUUCUUAAUCGUCAACCAUCAGGAAGUGUAUCAGGAAGUGCAUCAGGAAGUACUGGGGGUACACCAACUAACACCCCAGAUAUAUCAGGACAGUCCAGUAGUUCAAGUACACCUCCACUAACGUCACAGCAACAAGAUGUGCGAGCACAGUUUGCAGCGCAGGUAGCUGCAACUUUAUCUAGUGACACAGAUAAAAACAAAAAACCUGGAGACAUAAUUAUACAGAAGCCAUCAGUAAAUAAUAAGUUGACUGUAGAUGCUCCCAAAUUAAAGGAUGUAGCUGAUACAUCAAAAGAUGAUUUGUCAAAGCAAACAGAAAUUAGUGCAAACACAACUGCUUCCACAGAAGCAAAAUUGGCUGAACAGCCAGUUGAAAAGAACUUAGGUACACAAUUAAAAGAGGAGUCCAAAUCAAGACAACCCAAAGAAGCUGUUCAGGGCUCUAAACUUGGGGAAGGAAUUUCAGUAGACACUCCAUUAGUCAGUUCAGUUGAUGCAAUAACAUCCACAAAAGGGAUAAUCUCUAAUGUUAGAGUAGAAAUUUAUACACCACAGGAUUUGGGCAACAAAGAAAUUCAACAGAACAAUGCAUCAGCCACUGAAGUUGUUAAACCUGUGGUUGAACCUGUGGAGGUAAUUGUGAAAAAGCCAGAAGUGGCUUCAGAAGAAGAAGAAAAAUCUUUGAAUGGACCAGUUGUACACUCUAGUGAGGAAGUAGAAGAAACAGAAGAGGUGAUCACUGUGGACACAAAUGUUGAGAUUGAAGCUCCACCAAUGGAGAAUGUUUUAGAACCUGCUGUGGACAGCAAGGCUGCUGAACAGGACACUCAGCAAGCUCCCAAAGUUGAGCCAACCCUGGAGGAAUCUGCAGAAGAAGAAAUUAUGCCAAUAGCUCAGGAAUCAGAUGGUGGGGAAGUUGAGGAGAGGGUGAAUGGGCAUGAGGCUGACGCCAAAAUGGCAAUUGUUACAAAGAACUCUACUGAUGUUCAAGGAGCAGGUUUGUAAUUCCACUCUAUACUCUUAUCCCAUAAAAGUAGAUUGUGUUGGUGGCAGCAUUUAUAGUACAGCUCAGAGGUAUUUGGCCCUAAGGGCAUGUGAAAACUGUGAUAAAAACUUAAAAAAAUGCACAAGAAAGAAGCUCAUUAGUAUGUAUGAAGCACUCUUUUGUCUUACCCUUUGUUUAACUUUAACUGGUGUGUUAGAUUUAUAGCAAAGGAGGGGUUCCAAUGUUGGUGACAUUACAUGGUUUUUUACUAAAUUGUUUGGCGUCAGUUAAUUUUUGAAAUGGCUUGUCUACAUUGGGAAGAAAAAAGAAAAAGUUUUUGACUUGCUGGGUACCUUUUUAGAAAGCAAACAAGAUCUGGAAAUUUCAAGUUCAUUAAAGUGAUUGUUGUUAAAGUUUACAGCUAGCAGCUAGCAGCAAAACUUGAAUUGAGAAAGAUGUUUUUUCAUCUUGUCAUGAGUGUGGAUCAAAGAAAAAAUUCUGAGUCCCCAUGAGGAAUGGAACCUCAGACCUUCGGAUUCUGCACUCUGAUGCUCUACCACUGAGCCAUGGAGACUCCACAAUGAGCAAUGUCUAUUAAGAAGUUCAUAUGACACAUGUCCUGCAUACUGCUAGGAUCAGCAAUGUCAAUAGAAUAUCUUUCUCUAUUUUUUUACUGAGCUCAAAACUUAUCAUCUCUCUUAAAACUUGAAUUGUCAUUCAUUGGUCUGUAAAGUUAUGUGAAAUUAUUUGCAGUUUCUUGGAACAGGAGACAUUUUUGUAAUGUUUUACCAUGAUUAUUUUAGGUUCAUAGGAUAAGUGAAGAAAGUGAGAUUCCAUUCUGCUGAUUGCAGUUAACAUCAAGCUUAAAAACAUAUUUGUUUACAAGUAGGCAUAACCACUGCUACUGUUCAAACAAUUUGACUCCUUCUAUUUACUUGAAUCUUAUGUGUGAAUGUAAAAGUACGACUUAGCAAAACCAUUCUUCUUUUAAACAUAAAGUCAAUUAAGCUAGGAUUCAAAUUCUCAGCCCUGCAUAGUUGAUUCUUUGGAUCCAGUGGCUCAGAGCUACUUUAUUUGGUUUCCCUGGAGAGUUUGAACUGCAGUUCGACUGAUACAAUGAAGAAAGUAGUUUGAACCUCUUUAACAGUAUAUUGGGAUCUUAUCAAUUACCAAACAGUGCUUAAAAGAUUGGGAGAUAAUGAAUCUAAAAAAUUUGAUCCUUGAUAUAUUACUCUCCUUUUUUUCUCUAUAAGUUAACACUGUAUAUUAGAAUUUUCAUCCAAUUAUUUUUUUGAGCUGUGGAGUUUUUAUUUAUUUUUUAUUUUUUUAUUUUUUUUUUUACUGACCCGACUUUUUAAUCGCAAGCUUAAUGCACAAAGAACUGUUCAAGGGGUUAUAUCUUAUAUUGAGAGAUUAUUUCAGUUUAAGACUUGACUUGAAAUUGAUCCACACCUCAAGAGAACUUAAUUUCUUGCAUUCCAUCCAUUUGAAAAUGCAUUGUUGUAUGUUUGUGGUUUUGGUCAAUCAAAAAGCCUUGGUAAGAGUCCUGUUUUGAAAAUUGUUCAAUGGUAGGAGUGUUAGAUUUGGAAUUAGGAUUUAAGUGUUAAAUAUUAAUUUUGUUAUGGUCCCUAUGAAUGUGGGAUUUACUUAGUUAAUUAUGCAAGAAUUUGAUAUUGACAAGGUGACCCCAUGAGGUCAUAUUCUAUUUGUGGGUGACACACAAUUGAAUGCCAAGUAUUUGAAAUUGGGCAAUACACUUUGAGCAAUCAGUUUUCUCACCCAGGCUGUCUGCUUUAAUACUGCUGAACAUGAGGAUUGCUCCACUGGCUUGGCAAGUUUUGGCUUCCUUUGUGUGAAUUGAUGGAUUUGUCAAUUGAGAUUCAUUUUACAAGGGAGCAAAGAUUUCACAAUAUGCAUGUCAUUUCCAUAUGAAGUCAGGCAAUGAUCAAAUGGUAUAUCCGCUCAUGAAUGUCUGCAUGUUUUAUCACAGAAAGUGAAACCAUAUGGAAGAAUUUGCCUAACUAAAAGGUGUUUUUCCUUCUAAGACUUAAAAUUUUAACCUAUCAUCAAAAGAAUUUAAGGGAGAGGUAAGGUAAACAUUUAGAUGCUUGUGUACAUUUUAGUGAUGAGUUACAGCUUUGUGCAACCCAGAUAUAUAUUGCAUGUGGUAAUUAUUCAAAGAGUCUUUCACUGAUAAAGUAAAAAUUUAGGGUAUGGAAUUAGUGAAGCAAAAUAUUUUACAAAAGGAGUCCUUUUUUGAGCUUCAUUUUAGUGUUAUGAAGUGAUAAUUCUCAGAAUUGAAGUCCUGUUUUUGAAAGUUAUGUCACUUCCUGUCAUACUGCUGUUUGAUUUCAAUUUUUACUGGGUCAAAUUACAGAUGAUUAAGUUUGUCUUCACUGAUUCAUUUUUUUUUUGUGGUCAAUUAGAAUCGUUAUGCUUGUUUUUGUGGUUGAUUUCUAAGACAAUUUUGCCUUCUUUGUAAGUCUUAUCACCAUGCUCUUUAAUAAGGGUGGAAAAUCAAAGAGCAAAUUACAUUGUAGUUUCCUUACUUCACAUAUCAAUUGAUACACGCCUGCAGAGCAGUUAUUUAAGUUGUUGUAAAGAUAGAUAGUUUAUAUGUACCAUACCUUAAACUACUUUGAUUUUUUUAAAUUUCUGUACACUAGCCAUCAUUCAAUGCCCAGUUAGUAUUAUUUGUAAUAUUAACUCCAUGUGUUUUCAAGAGGCUAUUUGACAUUUUUUUUUUGUAGACAAUUUUAUGUACUGUACUAAAGUUUUAUUUUGAAAAAUAAUUGGAAUGGAAGAGAUCCAUCACAUGUUAAUCUUACUUCAAAGUUUAAAUGUUCAAGACAUUUUGGCUGCUUUAUGCCAACAAGAUUUAAGAAAAUUUUGCUGAAAAGUUCACUCGAUGUUGUAAAACUUUUGAAAACAAAUUUUUGUAGACAAAAGUUUUAAAAUCAAUUUAAGAUCAUACUUUUAUUUGGUCACUUGAUACAGAUACUAAUACCAUGGUAUGCAGUAUUCCCAUAUGGCUUCUUGGAAGGACUCAGACUGUAUGAAAAUGAAUUAAACUUGAUUGAAUUAAUUGUGUGAAAAUGAGACAGGCGAAGUCUUGUGCUCAGUCAGUUUAAGCCCCAUGUAAUGAAAUUUGGGUAAUCCAUUCAGAUUGCCCAGUCUAGUUUUGUGCUAGCUACAAGUUUUAUAUUGCUUCCUUUUGUGAUGUUGUUGUAGGGAAAGACAUGAAAAAGAAAAAACAGAACAAGCGUCUGAAGGACAUGGAGAAACGGUUCUCAGAGAAGGGAGUGGAUCUUAUGGAUGCUUAUACAGAGAAGCCUGUUAAGGAGGAGGUAAAUACAGCAUAAUUCAGUUGAAUUAGAAAAUGUGAACAUGUGCAUUCUUGUAGGUAAAUGUUUUUCUUGUAAGAAUGGGUGAUACUGCCUUUUCAAAUUAAUGCAGUAGUGAAUAAGAUACUGACUUUAGUCUCUGACAAGGGUAAUUGUAUUGAUACUGUGACAUCCUUGAGCUAGUUGGCAUGUCAUGAUCCAUUUUACCAAAUACAACAAUACAGACAAGCAAGUCAUAUAUUCCAAUUAUUGACAAAAAAUUUGUCCUGGCAAUUGACAUUUGGGAGAAUCAACAACAUCAGUUAACUAACAACUUGUUUCUAACUUUGCAUCCCCUCUGUUGAUGACCAGAAGAGUGUAAGCUCCAGAGGGAAAGGGCAUGGCUAUGAAAGUCAUGUGCAGUAUCAAAAGUAUCAAAUUCAAUGCUUUUUGUAUACACGGACAUUUCAAACCAGAUUUUGCUAUCGAUUAAGUGAGAUUAAGGGUACCAUUACUGAAAUAACAAGAAUAGUAAUCCUGAGAAUUUGCAAAUUUCCCCAUUUGUGAUUGGAGUGCAGAUAUAACAUCAUAGAGAUGUUUUUUGUAAUGAGGAUUGACAGAUCUUAACUUGUGUGAGGCAGCUUAUCAGUUGCUGGCUCCUCCGACAUGACCACUGGUGAAGUGUUUCUUUACUUUGUGCUACCUAAGUUUUAUACCAAGCUCAAGUACCUUGUGCUUUAUUUGAAGGUCCCUGAAGACACUGAGGAGCCUGCAGUAGAAGAAUCUAAAGAAGAGGAAGAGGCUGUUGAAGAGGUUCUGUCAGAGGAUGAAACAUGGGAGGACAAAGAAGGUAUAUGACAAAGGAUGUUUAGGGUGUCCUCUGCGAUUGGGGUGCCUUGUUAGUCCCUCAUGGGACUGGGUACCCUGUUUCUGCCCUUCAACUUGUGAGAUUCUUUCUAAAAUUGUCUUCUUUUUCUCCUAAUGAAGUGGUAGAAAACAGUUAGAUUGUGGCUGUGUGGGAAACUGUAGGGUUGGCUUUUUUAUAUCAAUUUUUAUUUUUGUGUGAACUCUAAUAUGCCCAAAGUGUUUGUUUCCAUAUAAACACUUCUUAAUCUAAACUGAACUGAAGUUGUACCCAUUUUUCCUGAUCAAUUUUCUGAGCUAAGGGAGACAGUCAUAAAUAUUUGCAAUUUCCAUUUUGUUGCAAAUAAAAAAGUGUCGUCACUGGUUUGUUCUAAUUUGUACUCUCAAAGGGUCUAAAUGUAUGUCACUUCCAUUUCAACAGAAUCAUCCUUUCCAGACCUUGAUGAAGAACCUGAGCGACAAGAUGGGGGAAAGCUCACAUACGAAAGGGAUUUCUUGUUGCAGUUUCAGUCCAAUCCAAUGUGUAUGUUGAAGCCAGAGGGUCUGCCUGAUUUAGAAGUUGUUCUUGGCCAAGCAAGAACUCCCUCCAAAUCAGGAUUUUCUCAUAACAGGUAAAACAGGCCAGGCAGUGCUGAUGUCUCUCGGAAAAAAUCCUUUAUACAAUGAUGAUUGUUGGUUCUUUGCCCCCAUAGCUCUGAAUUAACUAGCUUUACUGAAUGGCUUUCCUUUCUUGCUCAGUAAUCUUCCUAUUCCCCUGUACAUUGUAACUUAAGGGUGUGGCAUUUUCCUUUACUUUGUUCUCAUCAUUGGUUCUUCUGUACAGAUGUAAACUGACAAGAUAAAUCCAUUGAUUUGGCUCUACUCUGCUGUCACUGAUGCCAGCAGUUCCACAUGUUUUAAGGAAUUUUCUGCGGUUAAAGCACUGCUGUUGAGGGAAUGAUUUUGUCCAUUCUAAAGCUAAGAGCUAUUCCUGGAAAUGGCCAAUACUUGAUUUCACACUAACUGUGUCACCUUUGUUCCCUUUGGAUUAAGGUUAAUGUAUUUGACUGGGCACUGAUAGGUUUAAGUGUUUGCUGUAUUUGCACCCUUGAGUUAUGACCCCUUAAGCCAAAGUGUAAACUUAUCAAGAAUUACAAUGAGGCCAGAAUAUACCACUGUUUGUGAUGCUGCCAGUGGCAUUUGUUCUUUUUAAGUUGUGUUUUUACUAUUUCUGUUGCAGGAUGCAAGCCAAAGAUGGUGGUGAAAAUAUGUUUCUACCUUCUUACCUUAGGCAAAAUUCAAGAGUAAGUCACUCAGUUUAGUUUUGCUUUUUCUGUCAUGUUUGAACUAUAAAAGAUAGGAGACAUUGAUUAUACUCCAGCUAUCAUAAAAAAAACAACAACAACAACAAAAUAUGUGACAAAGUGGAUUGAGUGAAUUGUUCGGUGUAACAGUGAUCUUUGAGAAGACUAGCACAUGCCAGCAGGAAGAUCUACCUGCUUGUAAUGCAUGUAGUUACUACUUGUAGCCUCCACAUAGAACAUCUUUGAAGUCCAAACAUACAUCCUCAAAUUGGUUUUCUCCAAGGAGCAACUAAGCAACAUAAGACAGACCUUAAAAUGUAGGAAAAUCAAAAUCUAUCCUAAGGUGCUUAGAUCUCCCUAGGAAGAGGAGUCUCUCCAGGCCUUCAAAACUUCUUGCCCCUUUUCUAAAGUACCUAUUUGUACCCAAUGUUUUUUGAAACUAUAAUAAGAGAUGUCUCAUGUGCACCCAUCAAUGAUCAAAUGGGAGGAAAAUUCCUAACAGUUAUCUUCCUAAAAAUUGUAGAAUAACCCCUCAAACCAAAGAGCAGGACGUAGAAAUGUUCCACCCAAGAAAGUGAUUGAUCUUGCUCCAAAAAUAGCUAGCACAGAGGUAAGUGUAGGUAUAUUUUGAUAUGUUAAGAUGUUGUUUAGUAUGUCUUAACUGUGUAGCAAAUUAAAUAAUCCAGUAGCUUAAUGUUUUAUUCACAGUUUUCUUUACAGGGGGUCAGUAACCUAUAGUACAAGAUUUUAAAUUGCACUUACAGUAUUAAUUGUCACUGCAAAUUUUAUGGCUGAUUCCUUCAUUUUAUGUCAUUGUUUAUGUUAGUAAUGACCUAAUUUGAUUGCAGCAACUGAAAAGAACAGAGAAAAGAUGGAUGCGACCCAGUGAAGCUGUGAAAGAUGGCGUCAGUGAAGAGCAGAUGAAGACUGACGUAUGUUUUUCCAGUAUUUAAAUAUAAAUUUGGGUUUUCUAUUGAAGUGAUGGCACAGGAAGAAUUGUCAUUGUUAGCAACACACCUAUCCUCUGUCAUGUAAUGUAUGAUGAUUUCUGAUGUGAUUGUAAUAGAUAAUGGACUGGUGGUGAGGCUGUUAAUCAUAAUAUUGUAAUUGGUUAUCUUAGGCAAACUGUGACAAUUAACUACUGUGCAUGAUUGUGAUUAGAGAUUAUAUUUUUCCCCAUGGUCCUUUGAAACAAUUGAUAAUGGUGGUGUUUUGGUUUCAAGUUGAGGUAAUAUAUAUAUAGAUUGUAUUCCAAUUGAGUGUUAUGGAACCAAAGCAAUAGUAAUCACAGUAGCUUAUGAGAACAGAGGUGGAUACAAAAAUUUGAACUCAAUUGUUAAUACGAGUACACUGUGUGAAGCACGGGAAAGCAUGAGUCAGCAGGAGACUGUUGAUUUAGUUCUUGCACUGCUGUGGUUGAGAAGGAAGGGUAAGUUUCUUAGACCAAUCACAGGCAGAACUUAUUCUUUCCCAGAUUACAUUUGUCUCUUAAUUAAAAAACUGCUCAUGAAAUGUACAAUUUAAUGGUGGUUUUUUGGUCAUUUUCAAUGAUUAAACUAAUCCAUGGAGUUGAAUUUUGUAUUUGGCUAAUUAGCAAUGAGAUCACUUUCUUAGUUGAUUUUCACAGAGCUUUUAUUUGUGUCCCCAGGAGAUACUCCGCAAGGUGAGGAGUAUUUUGAACAAGUUAACACCCCAGAAGUUCCAGACAUUAACACAGCAGAUUAUUGACUUGGAAAUUAACACACAAGAGAGAUUGGAAGGUGCUAUCGACCUCAUAUUUGAAAAGGUAGGUUUUGUAAAUAUUUUAUUUUCCUAUCAGAGUCAAUGUCAUUGUUUGUAACCUUUAACCUCUCAUGCUGCUAGUGCUACCCUUGUGCCACAAGAACCUUAUUUAUUUAACCCUUUCACUCCCAAGAUCUCAUGAGUAGUUUAUCCUUGCUGUCUGCUGUACAAUUCUUGUGAUGUUAGUUCUUAGAGUUUGAUGCUGGAUCAACUAAUGAUCCCCUCUUUGAGAUAUUUUCCUUUUGUUCUCAUCACUUGUCUGCUUGAUAAUGUUUUGAUAUUUUGAGGCAAAAUUCUGUCUAGGUCACUCAUGGUAAUGAAAGGGCAAUUUAUCCUCUACCAAACUCUUAGUUACUGCCUCAUCUAAUCGUGAUCUUUCCAGUCAAAGUAAAAGUUCAAGAUAUUCCUACAACACUGGAUAACCUGACAGUGUAUAAUUGUGAUUGGGAUUUAUGGUAAUGACACUUGAUAUUGCACCUUUGUGUUUUGCAGGCCAUUGAUGAAGCUGCAUUCAGUGUGGCUUAUGCAAACAUGUGCAGAUGCCUCAUUCCUGUGAGUAGAAAUGAUUAUUGUAGGCUGUAUGAGGUCACAGAAUAUUUGUGGCAAUCAUGUGUCUGUUUGAUUGAGUGAUAUAAUGUGCGAUUUCUUCUUAAAACAGAAAAAAGUGUUUGUAGAGAAGGAUGGGACAACAAAAGAAUUGACCUUCCGCAAAAUUUUGCUCAACAAAUGUCAGAAAGAGUUUGAAAAAGAAAAGUCAGUUGAGAAGAGAAUUCAUGAGAAACUGGAGGAACUCACCAGCAAGGGCCUGAGUGUAAGUUCAUGAAUUUGAAGUGUCUACAGUAAACUUUCUCUAAUAUCCGUUCUCAUCAGUGGCCAUCUGUAAUCAUGCACAUAUUUUACAUGUAGUCACACUAAUGUUGUCUGCAAACCUAAACUGUACUAGUGAAGUUAAUUACCAGUGGAAUCAUUUACUACAGCUGUGUGAACUAAACAUGCUUUGGUUUUGUGUAUUUCAAAUGAAUCUUACAAAAAAAUUUACGUAAUAUUUGCUCAAGUUAUCAAGCAUUAGGGAUUUAGCAUUGAAUUUUCUUGGGUGUUUUUUGUUGUUGUUUUUUUACAGCUUUAUUUUUUAAUGCAACACACUAACCCUUUAACUCCCAUGGGUGACCAAGACAGAAUUUCUCCUUACAAUAUCACUUCAAAACCAACCAGAUGAGUGAUGAGAAUAAAUAAAAAUAUCAAUUUGGGGAUAAUUAGUUGAUCCAAUACUAAAUUCUCUGAACUAACAUCAUAAGAAUUAUAUGGCUGACAGUGAGGAGAAUGACGAAUUUGAUCUGGGAGUUAAAGGGUUAAAUACAAGACUACCCCAACUAAAUAUACAAUGACAUUAAAGAAAAAGGUACAGCAUACAUACAAUGAUAUCGCAAUGUACUUGCUGUAUUUUUGGUCUCUGAUGUAAAGCUGUUAGGAUUAUCAUGAAUUAUGAAGAAGAGUGGAUAGAAUCAGGGCUCUAAGUUUCCUUUUUCAAAGAGUCACCUUUUGGCGACCUUCAAUUAUUAUAGUAAAAUGGUGCUAUACCAAAAACUUUGUUUUCCCCCCCCCCCCCAAAGAAAAAAAAAAUUCUUAUACCAAUCAGAGAACACUUCAUGUUGUGUUACUAGCAUUUGUGUGUAUGAUAAUUCGACCAAACAUCAAUAGAUUUUUCAAAUUUUCUUUUUCAAAUCUAUUGGUUGCCAAUUGCCCAAAUUUUAGUUCCUAGGUAUAGUUUUUACUUGCCAUGGUGGCCAAAACAAUCACAACUUUGAGUGCUGAGAAUCUCUGACAACUGCUCUUUUUAUAUGUACCUCACUACAGGAGGAGGAACUUGAAAUGAAGAAAAAUGAUCUUCGAGAUGAAGAGACCCAAGUCAAACGACGCACAUUGGGAAACAUCCGCUUCAUUGGAGAACUUUUCAAACUUAAGGUUGGUCCUGAGUGUUUCUUCUGACCUUUUUUAAGUUGAAAACUAAAGCUGGGCAGUGUUAAUGCAGUGAAUGGGAAUAUAUUGAUUUUUUUGGAAAGCAUUUGCCUCUGGUAAAUAUUUGGCCCAUAUUCAAUACAGUGAGAAAGAAAUGUUUUAUUGUAUUUUGUUUACUGAAAAUGACCUGUAAGUUCAAUUGUCUUCUGGCUUGUUAUUGCAGAUGCUGACUGAGAGUAUCAUGCAUGACUGUGUAGUGAAGCUGUUGAAGAGUAAUGAUGAAGAGGCCUUUGAAUGCCUGUGCAAGUUGUUGGUUACCAUUGGAAAAGAUCUAGAUCAUGCAAAAGCCAAGGUACCAGAAAUGUAACUGAAAUUGCAGUCUUGUCCUAAUGUUUCAGAGAAAUUAUUCUCUUGAAUAAAAGCAACAAAAGCAGCAUAGUUUGAUGUCAGUGACAGUGGUUGUACAAUUUGCAUGUUCAACCUCUACAUAGUGGAAAGUCUAGAUAUCAGUUGGAUCUGUUCUAAGCAGGGUUUUAAGAACCGCAGUUAAACCAGACAGAACAUGCUAGCAUAACACAAAACAGUAGUUGUAAAAGAGGUUAUGCUCAUCGAGGUGGUAAGUAAUCAUUACUUUAUAAUAAAUAGAAUAAACUGUUUAACUGUGACUAUAUCAUGAGACUACAUCAUGAGACAAACAACUAAACAGUUUAUUAAAACAAUAGUUUUUGCUAAGAAAAUACUGAGCACUCACUUGCCAAAAUUAUGCCUACUCUGCAGGCUAUUAGUCUUGUGGUUGCUGGUGAUUGUAUGUUUGUGGUAAUGAGAUUCCCCAGUUCAGUUUUGUUUUGGCUAGAGUUAGAAGUAGCAGGUGCCUAUUUUUAAAGAGGGGUUAGACAAAACAUGACUUAAUUUUCAUGGGUUGGUUAGUACACAGACUGAUUUAAUGUUUUAUUCAUUUGUUUCCAGCCGAGAGUGGAUCAAUACUUUGCUCAAAUUAACAAAAUAAUCCAAGCAAGAAUUACAUCGGCACGUGUCCGAUUCAUGAUGCAAGACAUUGUUGAUCUGCGUAAUAACAACUGGGUCCCUCGCAGGGAAGACAACAACCCCAAAACUAUUGAUCAGAUCCACAAGGAAGCUGCUGAUGCCGCAAAAAAGACACAAUUAAUGAUUCAAAUGGCAAAACAAGACAAAAAGCUCAGAGGUGAGUUAAGUUAUCUCAAAUGUUUUCCUGAAUUUAUUCAGUUAAACAUACUGUAGUCACAAAUGACAAGGGGUAUUAGUUAGGUUUAUUUGAAAUAAGAUAAAUUAUAAUGUUGUGAAACUAGAAAUAAACCAGACUAGAUAUGGUAGCUGCUUUGUUCACUAUAGUGCAUGGCUUAAAUAGGUUCUAAGAUAUUGAAGGCAGUUUGGAAGCAGUCUGAAAGCAUUUGCCAAAGCUUUGGUUUUUAUUUAUGCUGAAUAUGAUAAUACAGCUGUGUGAGACAAAGGAAUCCAGAGGAUUAAGUUUAUUGACUGAUGUUGUGGUUAAUUUUCAGGUAACAUGGGUGGUCGAGACAGUCCCAGACCCUCUGGUGGUGUACCACAGGCUGAUGAGACUUGGACAACUGUCAGCAGAGGUCCAAAGAAUGUGAGCGUGGAUCCAAAGAGAUUCCAGAACAUCAAGGUUAUUAUUACAUUAAAUUUAGUGGUGCUAUUUGUUUCCCAUUGUUCUUGUUAACAUGUGCAGUAAAAGGAGCCAUACUUUAUCAAAGAUGUAUUGUAGCGAUCUGUGUUUGUCUUUUCAUCCACGGCUAUCUUUCCUCCUCUUCAAAUUUUGCUUAGCUUUUUCUGUGUUUUUCUUCCCUUACAAGCUGAUAUUUUAAGUGUCGAUUCUUUUUGAAGGCAACUUUAACUAUUUGAAAUUGCUGAACAUACUGCCCUGCAGCUCCUUCAAAAUGGUUACAUCUUUGCACUGAUUGAACGGUACAAUUUUGUGAAAAAAGCAUGUAAUAAUAUCUUUGAAUACAGAGUGGUCCAGGGAUUUCAUUAUAGUUUUCAUGUUUCUAUGGUUUUUUUUUAUUUUUUAAUUUUUUAAUUAUUUUUUAUCAAAAGCUUUCCAAAACUGAGCAAAUGAGAGGUGGUGACUUUCCUUGCGUUGCCAUGAUGAAUUUGUUCUUUGGAAAAUUAUUAUUGGUAUUAAACUUCAACAAUUUACUCUGCAAGCCAAAGAGAACAAUUUAAUACUUACUGAAUAGAAAUGUAAUUUCAUCCUCCUAAAAAUAAUAUUAUUGGAACUACCUGAAGCUAUUUGUAUUUAUAAACCAUUGAGACUGAAACUAUAUCAAGGCUAAGUAAUGAAAUGAAAUAUGAGAUAUGUUAUGAUUGUGUAGAGUUGUAAUGACUGGUUAAAAUGCAUUUUCACUUUUUCUUUUAGCGCCCAGUUGAUUCUGAAAACAUCUCACUAGGACCUGGUGGUAAGGGAUUUUCAUCUUGGGCCAGAGGAAGCAGUGGAGGAACAGGAGCAGUAGGGGCUGGGGCUGGUCCAUCAGCUGCCUCUGCUGCUCCUCCUGCUGCUUCAGUUGAAGACAAUAGACCCACAGGCAACAGGUUAGAAGCUUUGGGUUGAAUUUGAUAGCUAAUAAGCUGUGCCAUUAGCCCUUUAAUCCCUAAGAGAGAUUAGUAACUAUCUUCUCCUAUCAGUAUCACCCCUGAAACAAAUAUUGAGGUCAUGAGAAUAAAGGAAAUGAUCACCAACUAAAGAUGCUCCUAAUUGUUUUAAAAAAAUAUCUUAAGAAGUACCAUAGAAAAUAUAUAGAGAACAGUAUGGACAAAAUGUAUACUGAUGCAAGGGUGUAAAGGGUUAAUCAGUGAUGUGGCUAGAACCUUGUGGUAACCUUGUUACAACCAUAAAACAGGCUGUGAUGAGUUUCUCAUUUCUCCCAAGGAGUGGAUCAUCAUUUCUCCUUACUGCUUUUUUUUUCCCUUCUUCUUUUUUUUUUUAGUUUUGUUUGAGUCAGUGGUGUUGAAUGUGUACUUGCUCGGCAGAAAUUGUGAUGUUUGUGGUUUUGCUAGAGGUUUUACAUUUUUGUGGGGUUUUGUGACAUUUACACAAGAAAAUGACAAUUCCUAAGCACAGGUCACAGUGCUCUCCAAAACUGCUGGCACCAUCAUCCUUUCUUAAGGGCAGUGCUACAUUUUGAAGUCCCUGUCAUAUGCUUUACUAACCUUUAUAACCUUUAUCCAAGAAAGAUGAUAUCAAUUUGAGGUAUGUUUUGUUUAAUUGCCUCUUAGGUAUUCUGCAUUGGCAGGAGAGAGAAAGUACUCUGCACCUUCAAGACAAAAUUCUGGUGGCUCUGGUCGCCAAGAACCUAGGAGUCCAAUGGGAGGUGGAAGGCGAGCACCUUUUGGGGCAGGAGAGCGAGAAAAGGCUCUAGAAGCUGUUCGAGCGGUAACACAACCAAAGGUAUGCACCUUGUACCAUCAAGCUACUAUUUGUUUAAAAGUGAUCAACCACUUUCACUUUUUGACAAGGCUAGAUUCAACCAUACACAGGCAAUCAUUAGUUGCAAGUUCUGGAAUACAUUUUAGAAUUACUGUGCAAAAUUGUUCGUGUGUAAGACAGCACAAUUCUUUUUUAAAAAAAUUAAGAAGAAACAUAACAAAAACAGAAAAGGAAUUACUACUAUAAAAAGUAAUUGCAAUUAUAUGAAUGGAAAGAUUUUUUUGCCAGCUGCUGCUGUACAUGCAACUUACUGCGGGGUUAAAAUUCCCUAAAAGGAGAGAAAACAGUGGUUGCAGAGCCAACUUCUUCUUUUUGUUUGACUUCCAUUCACUAAAAUUAUGAGAAUUUUAACAUUUUCAUUAGAAUGCUUUUCUACUUGUAGUCAUACAGUACCUGUUUAUCUGGUACAGUGUUUUUCUGGUAAAGGUUUUGAUCUCUGUGGUUAAUUUUUAGCGCAAUACCCAAGAACGUGAAGGAGGAAGGGAAUCUCCAAGGCUGACACCCGAGGCACCUUCAACUCCAGAGCCCACUUCUGCUUCAGUUUCCCCUGCACCAGAACUCACCCCUGAAGCAAUGAAAAAGAAGGCAAAGGCCAUUAUUGAAGAGUAUCUGGAUAUCAGAGACAUGAAGGUAAGUAAGCCUUCCUGGUUGUCAGUUUUCUGUAAAUCUAGCUGGUAGUUUACUUCUUCUACAACUUUAGAAUGGUUACUCUAGCCCUGAAUUAUCAACAUGCUUUUACUUCGUAUUCCUGACCUUUCCAUCUCUAGAACUGGAAACCCCCCCUCCCCCCAAAAAAAAAAAAAAUUAAAGAAAGUGUCCAUCAAGUUGCCUGGCAUAGAUUUCUAAAUGGUUGGAGAAGGAAGGUCUCUGUUGCCUGUUGUUUAGUCAUAUCCUUGGGCUGAAUGCUAGUACCUAUCUCAAAGUCUCCAUUUCACAUAGUGCUAUAUCAUCUCGAAAAAAAUAAAGGUUGCACCAAACAAGGGAUCUGACUGAUUUGCAGUAUGUUUCUCAGGUCUACAUGCAAAUUCAAAGUUUUCAACAUUUUUUUUUCUUAACAUUGUGUGGUUUCCCUUUGUUAGGAAGCUGUUGAGUGCGUUAAAGAACUCCAGUCACCUUCAACACAUCAUGUCUUUGUGACAUUUGCAUUCAACCACACAGUUGAGCAAAAAGAAUCAAGUAGAAAGGCCAUUGGUAGACUGUUCCAUUUCCUGCUCCGUGAUGGGGUGCUCACAAAUGAACAGUACCUCACUGGGUAUGUCCCUCUUUUGCUUGUUUUACAUCCAUGUCCCACCAGUGUUACAGAGGGGUCUCCUUAGAGGGUGGGAUACAGAUAAUAAAAUAAGCAAGAGUUAGUGUCCACUUUUUUCAUCAUGAACAUGAAAAUGUCAGCCUCCCUACCUUGGAAGCUAUGUAGACCCCAGCAUACAUGUAGACAGGUUAUAUGGUUGUCAAAUGAAGAUGAGGGUUUUUUUCCCAGCAACAUAAGUAAUUGUUUGUCCUUGUAUGGUCUGUUUUUAAGGGUUGAACCAAUCAUGAAAAGUGCUGAAGAUCUUGAAGUUGACGUUCCACUGCUGUGGAAGUAUCUUGCCGAGAUGAUGGGACAAUCAGCUUUUGAUGGAAAUCUGAAUCUUGAUAAGCUUCUUUUGGAAUGUGUCCUAAAAUAUGUGUCGAAACAGAAAGCUGCUAAACUAUUUUUUCACUUGUUGGAGACUGCAGCAAAUGACACGGUAAGCCCUUUUUGGCAUUUUUGGGGAAUCAGUGUCUCAGCACUGGUAAGACUUCUAAAUUUCUGUCUCCUCCACCCCUCUUCUCACCACUUUUGCGAGCUUGUGUAUAAGUAGGGUAACCAAUAGUUAUGCAUAUUGAUUAAACAAAUACUAGUCAUUGCACAUUUCCCCUUGAAGCAUGCACAGUAUGCCUUUAUCUAAUUGACCCUCAAACCCUGUGUGAUCAGCAUCUCAUUUGUCCUUAUCGUAAUACUGCUGAAUGAUUCUUUUAUAACGUGAGACUAAAGGAAAUUAAUGAUCGUCAACCUAUGAAGUUUUGAUUGUUGAACAGAUUCUCCUUUACUUGUCCGUAACAAAUGACAUGUGUAGAGGAGAUUAUGGAGAAAAUGGAUAUUGUUGUUAGGGUGUAAAGGGUUCUUUGUCGGAAACGGGUAUCCGACAAAUAAGUCACAGGGUUAAGUCUCAAACUGGUUUACUGUUGUUUUCCCUGAUUACAGAUAUCUUCGGUUCGCUAUCUCGCUCUGUCUCUCUCUAAAACACACACCCCUUAAAAGCCGAUCUUAUUACACUGUUUCGCAAUCAAGUCUAAUGUUCAAAGGAGCUUGUCUUUCACUUAAUAUUAAUAAUAGUAAUGCUUUCUUGUCACGUUAUGUCAUGCUAUGUCACGCUUUCCGUCAUCUUAAUAUUUCUCUGGAACUUUUUUAAUUCGUAGUGCACGGUGUUUAUUUUUCCUUUUGUCUCGUUCUAGAGUCGGGAAGAUGUGUCUGCCAUCUUGAGUAGGUACAAUGUCCGGUUGAAUGCCUUCUUCGACACUGAUAAAGAAGCUAUUGAAUUUGCCAAGGAUAAGGUGCGAAAAAUGUUCUGUUUUUGAAGUAAUAUUUUUUUAGUUUGUAUGGGUUGUUAUCAUUCAUGUUGGUUGAGGUGUGUCAAUAACUGGGAAGCCUACAAGGUAUAUUUCAAUAGCAUACCCCCCCCUCUCAGAGGACAGAAAUUAUGUAAAUAAAUUUAAUAUCUCCUUGUUCGAUUUUUUACGGUGGAAUAGUGAAUUUUCUCUCAAUAUUCGCUUUUUAUUUCCACUCAAUGUUGAAUUUGGUGUCUCUUCAUUUUUUUUUCUUCUGCAGAAUAUUGAAUUUGCCCUCGGUCAAGUCAGUUCAUCACAGAAUGUUGGCUCAGCCACACAACAUUCUGCAAAAAUACAAGAAGAACUUAGGAAUCUUAUAUUGAAGAGAAAGGCCAGAAACGAAGAAGUGUUUGAGUGGAUUGACGUAAGUAUUAGGUACUGAACUUUGGGUAACUGUUUGUGUCUAUUGUAGUUGCGUAUCAUGCUGAUCCAACUGUUUGCUACACAAGGCUCCCCUCUCUUCCCGGUAAAGUCCUGUGGGUUCAGGUGUAUUUCUGUGUGCAGAAACAAUGUACGAAAUUUAUUUUCUUUGUACAAUAGGAACAUGUUCCUGAAACAGAAACCAAGGAAGCACCCUUCAUUAGAGCUCUUGUAACAGCUGUUUGUGAGGAUAUAAUGGAAAACGGUAACACAGUAAUAGUAUUUGGAUUGGAUGCAGAUAUAAAUGAGUUCAUGAGCAUUCUAUUGCAAAUAAUUGUUAGUAUUGUAUCGGUGUGCUUGUGAGUGAUGCUUGUGUUGAAAAUACUGUAGUUGAAGCAUUGUUAAAAGUAAACGUUCUGAGGUGAAAAAUUCUGUGGGUUCAAAUUUUCUCGUUAAACAAGUUUUAUCUACAUGCAUGUUUCUUGUAACUGAGAGAGGUGUACUUGAAAAUUUUGUGAUAGACUGUUGCAAAGAUCAGUAAAAAAAGAUCGAUUUUAUUUUCGUGGUUAUUUUUUCCACCUUGUCCAUCACAGCUUAGAGGUGUAUUGUCUUUGAUUUGUACGGAAAUGGAUAAAAUAUUUCAUAUUUUGAUGUUUGUAUAACUUAUUCAAGUAUCUCUCUCGACCUCUUUUGUUAAUAACCCGCCUAACAGAAGAUGGAGGACAAUGUAAAUGCAACGUCAACCUUAUGAAGGUCAGAAAAAGUCUUCUUCAAAAGUACAUCGACGUCAAUACGCAUCUUGAACUCCAGGCGCUGUUUGCAGUGCAGGCACUCUUUGUACAGCUGGAUCAUCCGCCAGGUACCAACUUGUUUUCCACAAUUUAGAGCAGGAAAAGGGGAGGUAGAGGAGGGUGGGGUUUGAUGGUAAGGAACCGAGUGUUCUUACAACUAGCUCAGCCUAUCCCAGUUUAAGCAACAACAUGUGAAUUUUGUUGGAUUGGCUGCUGUUAAUCACAGGUACUCUCUAUUAUAUCGUCAAGUUUCCUAGACAUUUUGUUGGUACUGUUUUAAGUUUUCUUGUCCAGAAACACAUCACAACGAAAGACACUGGACCCCUCUAUCUCGUUCCCGAAGGUGUCUAAAACUGGGCCUCUAGAUCUUAACGCUUUCAAAUAAAAAGCAACGGCCUUGAAGUUCUCGAUGGAAUUCUUUUAAAACAGAAUAAAACUACGUAGUUAACUACGUGCUGGACAACAAUUGAAUUCUAAGGUGACCUCUCUCUAUUGGUUUUCAGGUUUCAUCAAGUCCUAUUUUGACACAUUAUAUGACGAGGAAGUCAUCACAGAAGAUUCAUUCAACGCCUGGGAAAGUAGUUCCGAAGAACAACUAGGUAAAGGUGUGGCCGUAGCCGCCAGUUUAGAGUUCUUUCGAUGGCUUAGAAGCGCUCCUGAAGAGCCUGCGGAGGAGAGCUGAUCCAUUCGCCUGAUACUGGAUUAUUUUAUCAUAAGAUCUACGAAUCGGGUCAACUCAAUUUGAAAAGAAAUGCUUGAGGAUAACUUCUUCAACGCCAAUGGAAACGGAAAACAAAUUUAAACUGAACACUGAAUCGGUGCUGAAUUUCGUAAGGAUAUUGUUGACAGAAUGCGAGGGAUCGUGGAAAAUUCGCGAGUACUUCGACGAGAUAUUUAUGGAAGGUUGUGUGAGACCUUUCAAUUUAAAAUGGUAUGCGACUAACGCGUUACCAAAGUCUUGGUAUCGCAUGUCACAUCUGCUGUUUCCAGUGGUGAGCCGAUGAUCAGUUGUAUCAUGUGGCGCCUCGGUGGUUGAAUUAAUUAAGGUUUCUUGCGCGCUAGAGUCGGACAGACAGGUCUGCUGAAGAUAAGAAGACUGUAAAUACGGCGGAACAAGACUAAUAAUUAUUGUGGAACGAAAACAGAAGAAUCCAUAUUUUGUGCCUGGAGAAGAGAAAAUUAAUAAAUUAAUGUUUGAAUGAAUGAUUAAUCCUUCCGCCUGCUGAUAAUUGAAACAGAAAGUUCGUUUUCCUGGGGUGCCUGGCUUAGCUCACAACCGGUUGGGUAGACAGGUCCUUGUAAGCAAAAAGUUCUGUUAUUGAUCAGAACGGUUAGGCCAGACCAAUAAAAUUCUAGAUUUCGUCCUGAUUUCAUGGUAAUUUUAUUGAAACCUGUAAUGAACAUUUCGAAG